This is a messenger RNA of Dicentrarchus labrax (European seabass), 893 nucleotides long. Its product is annotated as histone H2A. Bases 88 to 474 code for a protein of 128 amino acids. Gene Ontology annotation, molecular function: DNA binding; protein heterodimerization activity; structural constituent of chromatin. NCBI's taxonomy places the organism in Eukaryota, Metazoa, Chordata, Actinopteri, Moronidae. Gene Ontology annotation, cellular component: nucleosome. The transcript has a single exon. The record is from RefSeq and is a predicted model, not a curated record.
CACAACUCCAUUACGUAAAGGUCCAAGCUCCUCUAUCCGCCGUCUCGCAGCGCUUUCGCCUGAUCAAUAACCCCAUUAUUAAUCAUAAUGUCUGGUAGAGGGAAAACCGGAGGCAAAGCCCGAGCAAAGGCCAAGUCCCGCUCCUCCCGGGCCGGACUCCAGUUCCCGGUGGGUCGAGUCCACAGGCUACUGCGCAAGGGCAACUACGCGGAGCGCGUCGGCGCCGGGGCUCCGGUGUAUCUGGCUGCCGUGCUGGAGUAUCUGACCGCUGAGAUCCUGGAGCUGGCAGGCAACGCCGCCAGGGACAACAAAAAGACCAGGAUCAUCCCCCGGCACCUCCAGCUGGCCGUACGCAACGACGAGGAGCUCAACAAGCUGCUGGGAGGUGUGACCAUCGCUCAGGGAGGAGUGCUGCCCAACAUCCAGGCUGUCCUCCUCCCCAAAAAGACGGAGAAACCGGCCAAGAGCAAGUAAAAGACUCCCCCCCCCCGCAGACCCGGAUUCAGCCGGGACCAAGGGCUCACCUCGGAGCCAGCCACUUUUUUCAUAUCAGUGUUUGUUUUUUGGAUAAACAACCUUUGGAAUGGGGCGCAGCGUUCGGUGUUGCUGUUUCUACAGUGAAAACAUGCUUUCGCUUCUCAUCGGGACUAGUCAUAAACUGCUCAGUCGCCACUGUUGUGGUGUUGGUUCUGGAAAAUGGAGGCGCUCUCUGAAGGCUGGGGAUGAUGAAGGCCGUGGAAAAAAAACAUCAGUUCUUAAUGUGGACCAAUUGUGAAGGGAGAGGUUGUUUUUUUUAGUUUCGCAAUGCUGCUACAAAACGUGCAAAGUUGUAUUGUUUUAUGUCAUGUUGUUUCAAUAAAUGUCCUGUAGCCUUCUGGCACUGGGCAAAUACA